Molecule: messenger RNA, 2319 nt
Organism: Exophiala dermatitidis NIH/UT8656
Lineage: Eukaryota; Fungi; Ascomycota; Eurotiomycetes; Chaetothyriales; Herpotrichiellaceae
Product: MFS transporter, PHS family, inorganic phosphate transporter
Exons: 3
Coding region: 533-1831 (432 amino acids)
Biological process (GO): transmembrane transport
Cellular component (GO): membrane
Molecular function (GO): transmembrane transporter activity
Source: RefSeq, a predicted model, not a curated record
UGUAUUUGUACCCACGUGCAUAUGUCAUUGGUGUGGACUGAAUGAGAUGUAUUGGCGAAAUUUUUCUUUUUCUAGCUCCUGUUCAAAUAUAUAUUGAGACCUGAGUAUCGACCUUAAAUGCUUCUUUUCGCAGAUUUCCAAGAUUUUUUUGUGAGAUAAAGAUACAAUUCUUUAAGAUGGCUUCUCAUAUUCUCCCUUCUAAGGAAGAAACCUUCAAUACCGCCCCCAACGAUUCUCAUGGUCCCGGUUGAGCGUUCACGAGCAGAGGCGUAAGUCGCUAGCUGAGGUAGACAGGGCGCCUGUGGGUUUCUCCCAUCUGCGAGCCGUCCUUGUCGCUGGUACGGGCUUCUUUACAGAUGCCUAUGACCUUUUCAGCGCAAACUUCAUUACUGCAAUCAUUGGUUUGGUCUAUUUCCCGGGCCACAAGAUCCCCACAUCUGCGGAUACUGCCAUUAAGCUUUCCACGACAGCAGGCGCAGUUAUUGGUCAAGUCAUCUUUGGAUGGCUCGCGGACAAAUUGGGAAGGAAGAGAAUGUACGGCCUCGAAUUGAUCAUUAUAUUGGUUGGGACGUUUGGUCAAACGAUAACUGGCCAAGGUCCCGCUCUUUCCUUUCUAGGGCCGUUGAUAUUCUGGAGGGUUGUCAUGGGUAUUGGUGUCGGCGGUGACUAUCCUCUCUCGUCUGUGAUCACAUCUGAGUUUGCAACGGUCAAAUGGCGUGGAGCGUUGAUGAACGCGGUGUUUGCAAUGCAGGGAUUUGGCAACCUCGCGGCAGCGUUAGUCUCCUUUGUUUGCGUCGUUGCUUCGAAGGACGCCUUGUUACCGGCCGCCACACCGGCGCAGUGUGAUGAGCGAUGCCAGAUCGCUGCCGAUAAGAUGUGGCGCAGUAUUGUUGCCUUCGGCACGGUCCCAGCUCUUGCAGCGGUGUACUUCCGCUUGACAAUCCCAGAGACACCACGGUACACUGCAGAUAUCACCUUGGACGUCGAAAAGGCGAAAGCGGAUGUUCGGGCAUAUCUUCGUGGUAAGCGACAGGGACAAGCGGAGGAAGGUCAUGCCUAUGUCGCAGAGACCCGCAGAAAGAACGAAGCGCCCAAGGCAACAUGGUCUGAGUUCUUCACCCAUUUUCGGCAAUGGAGGCAUGGGAAGAUUUUACUCGGAACUGCAGGGUCAUGGUUCUUCAUUGACGUUGCCUUCUGGGGCCUAGGCUUAAACAAUUCCGCCAUUCUUGGUGCAAUUGGGUACGCCAGCUCCAAAAACGUCUACGACAACCUAUACAAUACGGCCGUCGGCAAUCUCAUCCUAGCCGUCGCCGGCAACAUCCCAGGAUAUUGGGUUUCGGUUGCGCUUAUCGACACAAUCGGCCGUAAACCCAUUCAGAUGGCCAGCUUCAUUAUUCUGACGAUAUUGUUCUGCGUCAUCGGAUUUGCCUAUCAUUCACUAUCGUCACAUACGCUCCUAGCGUUGUACGUCCUUUGCCAAUUCUUUUCCAACUUCGGGGCAAACUCUACGACGUUCAUUGUCCCUGGCGAAGUGUAUCCCACACGCUUUCGGUCGACAGCGCACGGUAUCUCAGCCGCUGCGGGAAAAGUCGGUGCUGUCCUCGCUCAGGCCUUAAUUGGGCCCCUAAGGAACAAGACUGGCACGAACAAGUGGCUGAAUCACGUCAUGGAAAUUUUUGCUCUCUUCAUGCUUUGUGGAGUAUUCACCACCCUGCUGAUUCCAGAGACAAAGCGUCAAACGUUGGAGGAGCUGGCAGAAAGAUAUCACGGUGAUAGAGAGAGCAUUGAUGCAUCACCAACCGAGGACAUGGUCAUUACGAAGGAGAAAUGAGAACUGCGUGAGAGGACAACGGUACGUGACAGAAUUUUAUGGAUUAUUGGAGUCCAAGCUUCUGCCUGAUACCGGGCUUGCUUGUGGUUGGGCUGGAGGGAGUCCGGAACUUUUCUGUGUUUCAUCGUCAUGACUGUUCAUUCCUUGAGAAGAAUUCUGACAUCGCGUGACUCAAUCCAAAUUGAAGCGGGAAGACAUACUGUGGAAAGGAAGCUAAGUAGAAGUCGUAUUGAAACAAUCAGCUUGGCUAUGCGCAAUCAGGCAGCCUCCUGAAUCCAUGGAGAGGCAUGUCAUUAAAUGGAGAGUCUAGACAAUGAAACACAUAUUAGGCCGAUACCAUUACGCGAAAUGCAACGGGAUCUAUGCCUACGCCCAAAGACUCAGCAUGUAAAGUUCGCAAAGUCCAUUCGAGGAGAAUGUCCACAGUGCCGAGUAAAGGAGCAUAAUCCCACGGAAUGAUCAUUGCAUAUCCAUCAGCUCGAAAACCG